CCGCACGCACGUCUCCCGGACGAUAUAUUCGCUCCUCCGCGGCACUCUGUUCUCGGUUCUCAGUUCUUGGUUCUAAAGUUUUUCGUUUCGGCGUCGAAAAAACACCAAAAUGUGCCACUUUGUAGGGCACUUCGCGCUUGUUUGAAACCCAUUGGAUUGUUUUGAUUUACAUGUGUCGCAGUGAAAUUUUAUUGCCGCGAUUAUCGGAGUGGGUUUCGAGACUCGUGAGCGCGCUCGCUUGAAAUUUCCGCCACGCACCCGGAAUAUUUAAACACAGGAGCUCCGAAAAGGCAUUAUUAAUGAGGCGGUGUUGAGUUGGCAGCUGGCUGCUGAAGUCGAUUCAGGACCACGAGGGAGUCCGGCCCGCUGGACAGCCGACCAGGACGCCAUCCAUCCAGCCAGCCAGCUUAUCAUUGACAGCAUGGUCACGAAUAUGUCGCAGCCGCAUUAUUGCGGCACGACGAUCGAUGAUUUCCACACAAACUACAAGUACUUCCACGGCUACUUCUCGCUCAUCGUCUGCAUUCUGGGAACCAUUGCCAACACCCUGAACAUCAUAGUUCUGACCCGCCGGGAGAUGCGUUCCCCCACCAACGCCAUCCUCACGGGUCUGGCGGUGGCCGACCUGGCAGUCAUGCUGGAAUACAUCCCCUACACGGUCCACGACUACAUACUCAGCGCCCGUCUGCCCCGGGAGGAGCAGCUGAGCUACAGCUGGGCGUGCUUCAUCAAGUUCCACUCGGUGUUCCCGCAGGUCCUGCACACCAUCUCCAUCUGGCUGACGGUGACCCUUGCCGUGUGGCGCUACAUCGCCGUGAGCUACCCCCAGCGGAACCGGAUAUGGUGCGGAAUGCGCACCACCCUUAUCACCAUUGCCACGGCGUACGUGGUAUGUGUGUUGGUGGUGUCUCCUUGGCUUUACCUGGUUACCGCCAUUGCCAAGUUUCUGGAGACUCUGGACGCGAGUGGCAAGACGAUCCGAUCGGUGCCACUCAGCCAGUACAUCCUGGACUACAACCGGGACGAGGACAUGACGGUGCAGUUAGUGUCCAGCACGACGCCGGAUGGUCCUUGGGCAGUGCCCAGUGUCUCGAUGGCGGCCAACGGAACGGCAGUUAGUUUGCUUAGCCUGACCACCACACUCCUGCCCCCGACCACAUUGACAACCACCACCAGGGGAACCCUCAGUGCGGGGGCGUCUCUGGGUGAGCGGAACGUCACCGUCUACAGGCUCUACCACAGCGCCCUGGCCCUGCACGACCGCCAGCUGAAGCACGCCACCUUCCUGAUCUACAGUGUCCUCAUCAAGUUGAUCCCCUGCUUCGCCCUGACUGUCCUGUCAGUGCGCCUGAUCGGAGCCCUUCUGGAGGCCAAGCGGAGGCGGAAGAUCCUGGCCUGCCACGCGGCCAGCGACAUGCAGCCGAUAGUCAACGGCAAGGUGGUCACGCCAAGUCAGCCCAAGAGCAGCAAGCUUCUCGAGAAGGAGAAGCAAACGGACCGCACUACUAGGAUGCUGCUGGCGGUGCUGCUGCUCUUCCUAAUCACCGAGUUCCCGCAGGGCAUCAUGGGCCUCCUCAACGCCGUGCUGGGCGACGCCUUCUUCAUCCAGUGCUACCUAAAGCUGAGUGACCUAAUGGACAUCUUGGCACUUAUUAACUCGAGCAUCAACUUCAUACUCUACUGCUCGAUGAGCCGCCAGUUCCGAAGCACGUUCGCGCUGCUCUUCCGGCCGCGCUGGCUGGACAAGUGGCUGCCGCUGUCCCAGCAGGACGGAGAGGCGCGCGGCGGAGGCAGCGGAAACGGGAUAGGCGGCUAUGGGAGGCAGCGGCUGUUGCACACAGACGCCGUCAGCAAGAGCCUGGCCAUCGAUCUGGGCCUGACGACGCAAGUGACGAAUGUCUAGCAGGAGAGCAGCGGCCGGGCGACAGUGUCGGCCGCAGCAGCAACAUCAACAGCAGCAGCUGCAGCAGCAGCAACAUCCACGGCUGCUGUGACAGUGGCAACUGAGGUUGAUGGAUGUGCCCAGGCUGCUAACGACAUCAGCCUGGUUGAAAUGUUGCACGGCCCGAAGAAGAAGGGCGAGGGCUUCUCCGGGAGCGGCAGCCACCAAGCCAGGAGGCGACGCAGCGGGAGCGGAAAGUGCAUUUGGCCCACCACCGAGUGGCUGCGGAAGCUGAGGAACCAGAAGACAAGGGAAUCCGAUACAAACAGCACUGACCAGGACGUAGAGCUCGGCCGGCGCAGCAGUGUCCUGCUAAUGGUCCUGCUCAGCACCUCCGACGAGGUCAAGGCCAAGACUAUCCUAGUCAGCGGUCAGCAGCCGGCACAGUCGGAAGUGAAGCUCGACGAGGAUGUGGAGGACGCUAUCGACGCUCUCUGGCUGUGAGAGUGUAACCUAUUUGUAGACUUAGUGACACCUGUAAAUUACAACCCCUAGAAUAAGACUACCUGUACAGACCAAUUAACGAAAGAACCGAAGCUGCCCCACAACUUUUCCGCCAGCGUUGCUUCAGCGGAUUCGAGCCCCAUCUGCUCUGGCCUCGCUCUGCUGGAAAACUUGAGGGAAAGCCAGCUUGAUAUGGCCACUGAUAAGUGAUAACAUUGACUAAGAUUCACUCUAGUUGUGUAAGUGCGAAGCGCGUCUACCUAAAAGAAACGACUUAGUUAUAGUUGAACUAUAAUUUUAAGCUUUUUACAUUGCGAUCGAUUCAGUUGGUAAG
Drosophila bipectinata is the source of this 2720-nucleotide messenger RNA. The record is from RefSeq and is a predicted model, not a curated record. Lineage: Eukaryota; Metazoa; Arthropoda; Insecta; Diptera; Drosophilidae.